AAAUUAUCUUAUUGCAAAAUGGGUGUGAAAGAUUUGUGGAAUAUUUUAUCACCCAUAAGCGAUAGAAAACCAUUAUUUGAAUUACAAGGUAAAGUAAUAGCGAUCGAUUUGAGUUGCUGGAUCGUCGAUAGUCAAACUAUUACAGAUAAUGCAAUUCAACCAAAAAUGUAUCUGCGUAAUCUUUUCUUUCGUACCUCGCACCUUCUCCUUCACAAUAUUUUUCCAGUCUUUAUUUUGGAAGGAACAGCACCAGUUUUGAAACAUAAAACUAUUGCAAAAAGAAAUGAUAUUCGUCAUGAAGGCGAAGAAAGAAAAAUAACAAAGAAAACAGGUAGAACGCGUUUUAAUUAUGUAAUAAAAGAAUGCGAAGAGAUGCUACGUUAUAUGGGUAUAGCUUGCAUUAAAGGCUACGGAGAAGCCGAGGCUAUGUGCGCCUAUUUAAACGAGGAUGGACUAGUCGAUGGUUGUAUUAGUCAAGAUAGUGACUGCUUUCUGUAUGGGGCUAAAAAAGUGUACCGUAACUUUUGCACAACUACACAAGGAAAUAGAGUGACAAGUGCUGGAUCCAUAGAUGAAUAUUCCAUGGAAAAAAUUGAACAAGUUUUCAAUCUUGGCAGAAAUAAAAUGAUAGCUUUAGCUUUAUUGUGCGGAUGUGAUUAUGAUGAUGGAUUACAUGGGGUAGGAAAAGAAGCAGCAUUAAAAUUAUUGAAAAUGUACAAAGACGAUGAAAUUCUUGAUAGGAUGAAACAAUGGAGAACUGAUAUGAUAUUUACAAGACUGGAAAAUGAAUUAUCCAAUCCAAAUAUAUGCACUAAUUGUGGACAUUUUGGAAAAGUAAGGUCUCACGUUAGAAUUGGCUGUGCUGAUUGCGGAACUUCUACAAAAUGUUCCAAUAGUUACAAAGAAAAGCGAAUUUUGAUUUCUAACGAAUUAGCAUUAAGGAAGAAAGCAUUAUUAAUUGAAAAUUUUCCUAACCAAGAACUUAUAAAUGAAUUUUUAAUUCGUAAAGGAGCAGUACCUUCGACAUUGAAUUUAGAAUGGAGAAAACCUAAAAUAGUUGAAUUUGUUCAUUUUAUGGAGAGAAAAGGAUUAUGGGAGCCCAAUUAUGCAUUCACAAAAAUUUUUCCUCUUAUGACAAGAUGGCAAUUGUUGAAUUUAAUUAAAUUACCAUUUGAGCAACGUAUAUCUGCACCAGGUAUCUUUAUUGCUGAAAAAAUAAGAAAAAAAAGAAACAUUCGUAGCAUUGCUAGUUAUGAGAUUUUAUGGCUUGACAAAGAUAAUCUUUUAAAAGAAUUAAAUUUAGUAGAUGUAAACGGUGAAGGGAAAAACGAAGAAAAUGAUGAUUCUAAUUCUAUUUUUGAAUUAGUGACGAUCGAGCCUCAAGAUGCAACUUUAAAAUGUUAUCCAAAUAUUGUUCAUGAAUUUGAUAUUUUGAUAAAUGCAAAAAAAAAAAAAUCCGAUGGUAAGAAAAAAGUGAAAGAUAACGUCAAAGAAUCAGAUGAAAAGAAGAAAACGGAAACAAAAAAACGAGGCAAAAGAAAAUCUGCCGAAAUUGUGAAUAAUAAGAAAAUUCUAGAAUUUUUUACCAUUAAUAAACUAAGUUUAAAUGAAUCGAUGGAAAAGCUAGAUAUUAGAUCAAAACGUAAUAAAAAAAGUGAGAAUUUGAAAGACCCGAAUAUAAUGAAAAGAGGACCGCAGUUUGAUAAGGUCAUGAGCGUUGAACGAUUAGAUUCAAUUUUAAAUGGAUCAUUAGAAGCAAUGUUUAAUCAAUUAGUUCCGGAGGAUUUCGCGAGCGACAUUGAUAAUUCUAUAGAUAUGUCCAUAAUUAUUAAUAACAUUUGUAGUAGGAAUAGCGGACAACAAAACAUUGCUUUUGAGUAUGAGAAAAAUGCAUCGAAUCUUAAAAAUAAUAAUGAUAGUAUUAUGCAAAAAGAAGAAAACAACGUAUUUUUGGUUGAUGAAAAUGUAUUUAAAAAUGUUAAAAGAAAUGAGGAAAUUGAUGAAUUCGAUAUUUUAAAUGAAACUUACAUACCUUUAGAUGUAAGAUUGUCUAACAAAAAAAGAGAGCAUAAUAAAAUAGAUGUAAACUUAUUAACAAGCCAAAAUAACGUUAGAUUUAGUUUGGGAAUCGAUAGCUUAUUAAAUGAAACGGACAAUUAA
This is a messenger RNA of Ceratosolen solmsi marchali, 2160 nucleotides long. It is a transcript of the gene Gen, whose product is annotated as XPG-like endonuclease. The transcript has 7 exons. Bases 19 to 2160 code for a protein of 713 amino acids. Gene Ontology annotation, molecular function: four-way junction DNA binding; 5'-flap endonuclease activity. NCBI's taxonomy places the organism in Eukaryota, Metazoa, Arthropoda, Insecta, Hymenoptera, Agaonidae. The record is from RefSeq and is a predicted model, not a curated record.